GUCGACGUCAAGCCGUCGCGACGCGUGCGUCUUCUCUUUUGCCGGUUUCACGAAUCUCACGAGACUCGCGUGUCCCCCCCUCCUCUCCCCGCCCCCUGUACACAGCGUGGCCACCAGCUCUCUCUCUCUCUCUUUCUCUCUUUCUCUCUCUCUCUCUCUCUCUCUCUCUCUCUCUCUCCGUGAUAUCCUCUCACCGUGUUUCGCCCACCUGUUCGCUCCAGCGAAGUGUGUGCGUGUGUGCCGCGGUCCUUUCCUCUCUUCUCUCUUCUCUCUUUCUUUCUCUCUUUCUUUCUUCCCCUCUCCCUCCUCUCCCCUCUCGAGAACGAAACGAGAUCACGCAGUGCACGUGCGUUUGUCAUGUACACGACGUACGUGUGACAACGAGAAAGAUAAAAAAGAUCGGUCGAAGGAGAAUAAGUGUGCCUCAAUACAGGAUAACACCUGGCUCAAGUUGCGAAGUAUCUCGCGAGUGAUAAAUAUCGGCUACUUUUUCCCCUCCCCCCUCUCUCUCUGGUGCCGCGUGCAACCGUGGUGAGAAAACGAUCGAUCGAUCAUCAUCCCUCGGUUCGGUUGCCCCCCUUCCUCUCUCCCUCUUCCCUCCCUUCCUCCCCCCGGUGUUCGAUAGCCGGUUAAACUGGGCCAGUGUCGGGAUCGUGUCGGUUGGAGAACGUGGAGGAGGAGGUGGAGGAGGAGUGCCUUUCUUCCGGGUCCUGUGGAGGCCGGUGUGAUAUAAUCGUCGUCGGGCCAACCCUUGGAUUAUGACUGUCGGGUAGAUGACACUCGGCAGGCCGUCGUCGUAGGGUCGACGCAGCUUUCCACCUCCCUCCACUCGCCGAGAAAAUCACCAUGAUCAUCGAAACGCUCGUAAGAAUAUCAUAAUCCAUCCCCGCGACAACAACAACAACAACAAUAUCCCGACACCGCAACAAGUAGCCAAACUAUAUAGCUUAUAUAUAUAUAAAACCCAACCUAAUCGGCGAGUCUAAUAAAAAAGCUCGUAAAAGAGAGAGAAAAAAAAAAAAAAGGAGGAAAAGAACUCGAAGAAGAAGAAUAAGAGGAAAAAGAAGAUAAGGAUCAAAGGCGAAGGAGGAAGAGGAGGAGAGAGAAAAAAAAAUAAAUAAAUAAAAAAAAGGAAGCGCGGAGAAGCGUGUGCGUGCGUGUGUGUCAAAGUUGGAAGCGGGCUGAAGAAGGAAAGUGGAGCGUAAAUGCUCGCAGAGGCGCUUAAGCGGGCUUACGCGCGAGCAAGCGUAUCGUGAGCCGGCUUCGUAACGUGAAAACGUGUGAGGGAUGCGGCCCAUGGGCGAAGGGUGGGGUCUUUGGGCACCGAUAAGGCUUAUCCGAAGAUACGAUGGCCGGCUGCUCGGCUCUUGUCGCCAGUCGUAGUGCUCAGGUGGCCGAGGCGGGAUCGUCGUGCGCUUUAAUUCACGCUACGAUAUCGCGGCUACGCGUCUAUUCCGAGUAUCACCAUCGCUAUCGCAUCGGGCUGGCCGGGAUCGCCGAUCGUUCGAUCGAAGAUCGGAGUCACGCGUGAGGACCACACGGGAACCAGGUGGCCAAACGGGUGUGCUCCGCAGGGGGUGACGAUUGGCCGUGGAUCGACCGACAGAAACAGGGUGAACGAGGCCGAGGGAAGGAGGCACCGAGAUCCGGCCGCCGGGAGGAGGACUCCUAUGAAAAUGCUUCAAUCGUUGAACGCUCUGGCGGGUAAGAUCUCGCCGGGCUCGCCGACCGACAGCAACGCGAACAAGGUGCACAUGCACAACAAUAACAACAACAAUAACAACAACGUGGUGCAUCAUCAUCAUCAUCCGUACUCGAAGCAACAGGCGCAGCAGCCGUCGCCGUCGUCGCAGUCGAGCAACGGCGACCAGAAGGAGAACACCAUAAUGAACAACAAUAGCGUGGAGCAACCAGAUCCCGACAACAUAAAGAUGUUCGUCGGCCAGGUACCACACGACAUGGAUGAGAACGAUCUGAGGAAGUUGUUCGAGGAGUUCGGCCGGGUGCAUCAGAUAAACAUCUUGCGGGACAAGAUCACCGGAAGUCAUAGAGGAUGUUGUUUCGUAACGUUCUACACGAGGAAAGCAGCCCUGGACGCUCAGAAUGCUUUGCACAACGUGAAAACCUUCAAUGGGAUGCGGCAUCCGAUCCAGAUGAAGCCCGCGGACAGCGAGAACAGAAACGAACGUAAAUUGUUCGUUGGUAUGCUGUCCAAAAAGUUUACCGAGAACGACGUUAGAAACAUGUUCAGCGUGUAUGGAACCAUCGAGGAAUGCUCGGUGCUGAGGGACAGCACCGGGAAAAGUAAAGCCUGUGCCUUCGUUACCUUCGCUAGUAAACAAUACGCCAUCAACGCCAUUAAAGCUCUUCAUCACUCGCAAACGAUGGAGGGAUGCUCGUCGCCGCUGGUUGUGAAAUUUGCAGACACGCAGAAGGAAAAGGACCAGAAGAGGAUGCAACAACUUCAGACGAAUCUUUGGAAUAUAGCAGGAGUCAAUAUGGCGCCGCAUUACCUGACCAACGAUACGCCAGCUUUGGCUCCCGCCUCGUUACAGCUGUUGCAACAACUUCAAGCGACAACAAGCGCCGCGACUCCAGUUGCGGCAGGUGCUGGCGCAAGCGCGCUGUCGAGCGUACAGCAUCAAUUGUUGCUCCAACAGCACCUCGGUCUCGGCGCAGCAACUCCUGCGCAUGCGGCCGCGCCAGCCGUUCCGAGUCCGCCGGAAAUCAACCCUGCGAAUCUGCAGGGACUGGCGACGCUCGCGUCUUUGAGUAACACCGCCGGUGAGUAUGCAAAUGCGGGAGUAUCGCCGAUGAGUAUGCAAAACCUGGUUACCCUGGCUGCCAUGACAGGCGGAAACGGCAACCUUCAAGUGUCGCCAAACACGUUAAGCGGACUGGCGAAUUCGACAGCAGGUAUGUCGCUAUCUGUCCUUCUUGGAAAGAGCGGAAACACAGGGUCCACCGGAGGUAGCCUGAGUCCUGUCACGUCCCUAGCGCUCAAUUCCUUAACGGGGACACCUUUGAACGGGUUGCAGGACUCGUUGAGCAACGCCUACUCGAGCUUACAACAGUACGCAGCUCUCAUUGGAAAGACGACGGUGACCGUGGAAAAGAAAGAAUUACAUAGAUUUCCCGCGUUCACAGCGGCGGCGGCGGCGGCGGCGGCGGCCGCUCAAAAGGCGAAAUUCACUAACACGGAUAAGCAGAUAGAGGGUCCAGAAGGUUGCAAUUUAUUUAUAUAUCAUCUACCGCAGGAGUUCAGCGAUACUGACCUUGUCUCAACGUUUCUGCCGUUUGGAAAUGUCAUCUCGGCGAAGGUUUUCAUCGAUAAGCAGACGCAAUUGAGUAAAUGUUUUGGCUUCGUGUCGUAUGACAAUGUGGCGAGCGCACAAGCAGCAAUCCAAGCGAUGAACGGCUUCCAGAUCGGCAUGAAGCGGCUGAAGGUCCAACUGAAACGAUCCAAGGACGCAUCGAAACCCUACUAGCCGACAUCGUCCACCGUUCGUAGCAGGUGGCCUGUGACGUUGUGACCGUGUUCUCGAUCGGAGUCGCCGUGCCAUGUCAGUAUCAGUCAGUCGAAUCGGUCAGUCGUUCGAUCGAUCGGUCAAUCGAUUAGUCGAUCAGUCGAUUAGUCACGACUCCUUGGUCAGCCUCUUGAUCAAUCAUUCUGUGUCUGUCGGUGCCUGUACACAUCUGCCCGCUCUCGCUCCUCUUGUAAGAAGCGGUUGCCCGCUCUACUCCUACACAUACAUUAUAUAUUACCAUGAUGCUUCCUAAUUUUUUUCCUCACAUGACCAUCCUCGAAGAAAAAACGAGAAAAAAAAGAAAAAGACAACACUCCUCGAACGAAUCCAUCCACCUACGAGCUACCUCCAUGUUUUAUUUCGCGUACACGCGCACCGUUUCCGCGUAUGGUCGCCACUGCUUGGUCUGUUCCACAUUUAACCGAGGAUAGAUGGCAGCACACUGAUUGUCAAUCGUGGCGCGUUACUCUGUGAACGCUCUGCUUCGUAAAUACAAAAAAACGAUAUUAAAAGAGAAAGAAAGAGAAGAGAUCCUCAAUGGUCAUCAAUCAACUUUUAUAACUGUGGACCAAGUCGGUGCGAAAUUAAUCGAGGUGCGGAAACGGAAUCAGAACGAGGAAUCGUCGUGGGAAAAAUAAAACGCUCGAUUUCGCAUUUAAAAAUUCGAGAGAGACCAGGAAAACGGCGAUAUCAUCGUUCAGUGUGUUAAAGAGUAGCGAAGCGGAAACCGGAGCACCACCGAUCGAGCACUAUGUUUUUAUGUUCCUUGGGCUGAACUGUAACACACGCUACCUUAUCUCUCUGUUUCUCUGUAUGUGUGUAUAUAUAUUAUAUAGCAUAUUCGAACGAUGCAUACCCAUAUAUCUGUGCAUGUGUAUGUACGAAAAUGUGCGUAUGCGCGAGCUGUGCGGUCUAAAGCUGAUUGAAACGCUAUAAAAAGUAAAAAGAGUUCGUUACAAUAGGAUAUAGUUACCGCGAUCUUUCAGUCGCUUAAUUUACAAGCGAUUCGAAAUAAACGAACGAAAAAAGAGAUAUAGAAAACGAAUCAAUUUUAGAUCGCAAUAAAUUAUUUGUGGACCUUUAGUGUAAGAAAUAUUUGCGUACAAUCACUAACUAGCCGUUAAAAGGGAAGAAAAAAAAUAAUAAGGAACAAAAGUAUGCUCGUUCCAUAAGACGAAACUUGUAUAAGUACCUUGUAUGUAUUAUACGAGAAUAUUAUCGCGCAUGCGUUCACUUAUCGACUGAGAAUCGAUUAUAUCGGCUCACUUUCGGGAUCGCUGUCAGCGUCGCGAAUCGCCUGUUCAUAUGUAGAUAAAUAAAAAAAAAAAAAGAUACGCACUAAUUAUUAUAGUGCCGGCUCUAAUCGAAUAAAUAAUAGGAAAAAAAAAAAGUGUGUGUAGAAAAUGGAAAACCAUUGAAACAAAAUCAUUGAAAAAAAAAAAAAUAAUAUAAUAAAACGAAGUGAAUGCAAACUAAACGCUAGAACGAAAAUAAAAGAAUAUGUGGACCGAGCGAAAUGGUCAGAGUCCGAUUAAACUGUUGUAAAUUAAAAUAAUAUAAUGGUGUAAAGAUUACCAAAAAAAAGAACCAAAAACAAAAAAAAGACAAAACUGGAACAAGGAGACAAAACGAAGUGUAGGGAAAAAAAAACGAUACAUAAGUAGCAUUUUUUAAUGACUUUGUGAUAACGUUGUACCGUACAUAGGAUUGGACUAGGAUCGCUUUUUAACGUGUGUAUGAUAGAAAUAAGCGUGGCAUGAGGAACUUAAAAUGAUGGAAAAUUUCGAAAUUAUAAACUAAAUUACAGGAAAGAAAGGAAAAAUGCAAACAAAAUUUUUCAUCAGGUGACAAUUCACUAGCGUGCACGCCAUCAUUCUUAUUUUCUUUCUUUUUUUCUUUCUCUCCCCCUUUUCUUUCGCCCGUACCGAGUAGGUACUUAUAUGAUUCAUAUGAUUUUUAAUUGUUAUUUUCUGUUGUGUUCGAACCUGUAGAUAAAUUAUAUACGUGUCCACGGGUAAAACGAAAUUUGAAUGUACGUUUCAGUACAUUAUGAGAAGAAAAAAGAAGAAAAUUGGAAACAUUCGAGAACAUUUGAGAAAACCUUUUACGAUUUGUUAUUAUUAUACGACAGUCACGUGGCCGAUCACAUGAUUAUACGAAUUAAUCUUGAGUCAGUAACCAUUUUUUUGUUAUACAUUAUAUGACAAAUAUAAAUGAUUUUACGAAACACCUAAGAGAAAAUAUUUGUACUUUGUUAACUUUUGUUUUUAUCUACUUGUAGUGUUUAAGCUUUUCGAAACGAUGUAGAAGAUAGAUCAGGAUCUUCUAUUAAGAAUUAUAAGUUUUAAAUUGAUCUUUUGAGGUUCAGAACUUCAGAUAAUAAGGACAUUUAGGUCGUUACUGAUGCAAGAUUAACUCAUCGAUUGUCAUUUGUAAAAGUACUUAAUUUCACUGUAUUCUUCUAAAAAAAAAAAAAAAAGGUAUACGAUUACAUUUCACGAAAAAGUAGGGAAAAAAAAAAAAAAAAAAAAAAAGACAAAUAAGAUAAUCCAGGAGAGUCCAGAAAUGAUAGUUUGGAUAAUUUUCGUAAAAAUUAAAUCGAUCUGCGUGUUCCUUACAUUUUUCUUAUCAAUAUCCAAUUUAUGAAAGAUUUUUAUAUUUUGUGGAAAAUUCGCUCUAUUGUUUAAAAGGUCGAGAAAUGAAGGGAAAAAAAAAAACGAGAGAAAAAAAAAAUUGUUAAUACUUGUAGCAAGAUAAUGGAACAUUGCAAGCUCUCCCCUCAGAACAAAAAAAAAAAAUCGAAAGAAAUCGUAAGGAGAAGAAGAACGAUGUAGUAAAAACUUCGUCUUCGACUUCGAAGAAAGAGAAGUAUUCCAAAGUGUUUGUUUCAAUUUUGAAAUUUAGAGUUAUAAAUCUUAUUUCACGCGAAACGAUCAUGAAUUUCAUAGUUCAUCGAAUCAUAUCGACAAGACAAACUUCAUUGCAAGAUAUAAUUAAAAUUAUUUUUUUAUAUCGAAUUAUAACUUAUUAACUUCUGCAACAAUAGAAAGGAAGUUAAUAAUUGGAAGAUUUUUAAGAAUCGAAGAAAGAUAAUUAGAGGAUAGUAGAUCAAUAGUAGAAUUGUAGAGGAUAAAUAAAAAUAAAAAAUAAUCGCGUGGAUUUGUCUUGUAAGUAUGAUUGAAAAAAAAAAAAAAAGGGAAAAAAAAAAAAAAAGAAAUGAUAUCUACUCGCCACUUGAAUAAGAAGAAAAAAAAAAAACAGCUGGAGUGUAUGGGUGAUCAUGACUGGCUCUCUUUCUAAUCACUCAUUUCCACGAAUCGUCUCUUUCGUCAUUUUCCCAUUUUCCCGUCCUUUUUUUAAAAAAAAAAAAGGUUGGUUUUGAAAAUUUUGAAAAUUGAUACAUGAAAUUGUAACGAAUUAGAGAAAUUGAGUUUUUUUUUUU
This is a messenger RNA of Apis mellifera (honey bee), 6969 nucleotides long. RefSeq names its product CUGBP Elav-like family member 2. The transcript has 17 exons. Gene Ontology annotation, cellular component: cytoplasm; ribonucleoprotein complex; nucleus. Gene Ontology annotation, biological process: regulation of alternative mRNA splicing, via spliceosome; mRNA splice site recognition. Gene Ontology annotation, molecular function: mRNA 3'-UTR binding. The coding region runs from base 1671 to 3488 and encodes 605 amino acids. The record is from RefSeq and is a predicted model, not a curated record. Lineage: Eukaryota; Metazoa; Arthropoda; Insecta; Hymenoptera; Apidae.